Molecule: messenger RNA, 600 nt
Organism: Prorocentrum cordatum
Lineage: Eukaryota; Dinophyceae; Prorocentrales; Prorocentraceae
Source: the annotation of a GenBank genome assembly
AUGAAGCUGGUGGUUCCUCAUGGGCUGAUCUGUCGUGGGCUCGACGGCAGGUUAUCAGCUUUCGAGGUCGGCGUUCAGAAGUAUUGGGACCAGGGAGACCUGACGCGCGACAUCAUGGUGGACUGGCUUCAGAAGCCCUGGGGGGCAGCCGCGCAACGGGUGCAGGGCGCGCGAGCUACUGCGGAGGCGCCCACGGAGGUCGAGACGAAGGAGAAGCAGGCGAUGGGCAUCAGGAGCAGCUGGGGCAGCGGACGGACCAGGAGACGCAGCAGGAGGAGCCUAUUGGUGCCUGGGAGCAUCGGCGACGCGGGGAACUGCGGCAUCGACAAGCGCCAGUCGCGGCGGCGUCUGGGGAGCCGCUGCCUGCAGAAGCAGGAGACACUCCGCGAGUCCUGCAGGCUGAGGUCGCAGAAGGAGGAGCUCGAGGAGGCUCGGAAGCUGGCGGACCAGAAGAAGGUGCAAGACAUGGUCCGCAAGCCUGGCUGGUGGGGGGAGCCGGCCAGGGCAAACCGAGCUCCGCCCAAGGUGUGGGUGGGAGUCAGGCCGACGGAGAUGGCCUACUCGGACGGCUCGAGCUGGCCGCUGGUCGUGAGCACGAAG